This is a messenger RNA of Ichthyophthirius multifiliis, 411 nucleotides long. RefSeq names its product quinoid dihydropteridine reductase, putative. Gene Ontology annotation, cellular component: cytoplasm. Gene Ontology annotation, molecular function: NADPH binding; 6,7-dihydropteridine reductase activity; NADH binding. The transcript has 4 exons. Gene Ontology annotation, biological process: L-phenylalanine catabolic process; tetrahydrobiopterin biosynthetic process. NCBI's taxonomy places the organism in Eukaryota, Ciliophora, Oligohymenophorea, Hymenostomatida. The record is from RefSeq and is a predicted model, not a curated record.
AUGCAUUAAUAUAAUGUAAUGACAUCACUAUUAGCUGCUCAUUUAUCUAGUCAUUUUUUGAAUUAAAAUGGACUUUUAAUAUUAACAGGAGCAGGAGGAGUUAUUAAUAAUCCUUCACAUAAUAUGAUAGCUUAUUCUCUAUCAAAAAUUGCUGUUCAUACAUUAGCUUAAAAUAUGGCAAAUUCUAAAAAUAUGGCAGAAAAUUCUAGAAUUAUAACGAUUUUACCAAAAGAAAUCGAUACGCCAUAAAAUAGAGAAGAUAUGCCAAAAGAAGAUUUCACAACAUGGGCAUAAACGGAUUAAAUAGCAGGAUUAUUAAGAAUGUGGGCAGAUGGAUAUAAUUUGCCAAAAAAUGGUUCUUUUGCUUUACUAAAUGUAAGUAAUAAUUCUAUUGUUCCUGAAUAUAUAUGA